AUGUCGACUCACGGAUGCAGACACGGGCGAGGUAGAUGUAGAAUAGGAAAUGCUAUGCCAGAAGCAACAGGGAAUAAUCCUAACCCUAUAGACUUCAUGGCUGCCUUAGGGAAUAUGGCCGCGGCUAUGCAAGUGACAGCCAAAGCCCUGAAAAACCAAAUAAAUAAUGGGAAUAAUGGCAACAAUGGCGAUGAUGGUCCUAUGACGCUUUCCUCCUUUCUGAAGGUUCAUCCUCCGACCUUCAGAGGAACCUCAAAUCCUACCGAUAUGAAUAACUGGAUUCAAGCCAUUGAGCAAGCAUUACAUGCUCAGCAGGUUUCUGAAGAACAGUGGAUUGAGUUUGGAACCUACCAGCUGCAGGGUGAGGCUCAGCAUUGGUGGCAGGGCAUGAGGUGUAUUCUGCAGCCUGAUGGGAUUUUAAUCUCUUGGGAAUUGUUCCGAAUAGAAUUUUAUAAGAAAUACUUUCCCAUCUCAGUUAGAAAUGCCAAUGAACUUGAACUGCUCCAGCUGAAACAAGGCCAGAUGACCAUUACUGAAUACACUAGCAGAUUUGAGGAACUGUCCUGUUUUUCAUGCAUUUGUCAGGGAGCUCCUGAGGAUUUUGCUGAGUGA
This is a messenger RNA of Arachis stenosperma, 612 nucleotides long. RefSeq lists its product as uncharacterized. The record is from RefSeq and is a predicted model, not a curated record. Bases 1 to 612 code for a protein of 203 amino acids. The transcript has a single exon. Lineage: Eukaryota; Viridiplantae; Streptophyta; Magnoliopsida; Fabales; Fabaceae.